This is a messenger RNA of Chlorocebus sabaeus (green monkey), 1312 nucleotides long. It is a transcript of the gene C1QC, whose product is annotated as complement C1q C chain. NCBI's taxonomy places the organism in Eukaryota, Metazoa, Chordata, Mammalia, Primates, Cercopithecidae. Gene Ontology annotation, molecular function: protein binding. The record is from RefSeq and is a predicted model, not a curated record.
CGUGUCCUCUUGUCUGGGAGAGGGGAAGCACAUCUGAGGACAUCUCUGUGACCAGGCCAGAAACCGCCCACCCACAGGUGAGGCCCGGACCCCUGCCCAGGUAUGGGCAGAUGGCCGUUUCCCCCACCUUCUGCCACCUUCCUGAAACGUGGUGCCAGGGGCAACUUGGUGUGUGAGGGGAAGGAAGCCUGGGCCCUGGGGCCUGGGCUGAAGAAGAGGCCCCACCAUCCAUCCAUGUUCCUUCUCCGGGAUGGACGUGGGGCCCAGCUCCCUGCCCCACCUUGGGCUGAAGCUGCUGCUGCUCCUGCUGCUGCUGCCCCUCAGGGGCCAAGCCAACACAGGCUGCUACGGGAUCCCAGGGAUGCCCGGCCUGCCCGGGGCACCAGGGAAGGAUGGGCACGAUGGACUUCCAGGGCCUAAGGGGGAGCCAGGAAUCCCAGCCAUUCCCGGGACCCGAGGACCCAAAGGGCAGAAGGGAGAACCCGGCACACCUGGCCAUCCUGGGAAAAAUGGCCCCAUGGGACCCCCUGGGAUGCCAGGGGUGCCCGGCCCCAUGGGCAUCCCUGGAGAGCCAGGCGAGGAGGGCAGAUACAAGCAGAAGUACCAGUCAGUGUUCACAGUCACUCGGCAGACCCACCAGCCCCCUGCACCCAACAGCCUGAUCAGAUUCAAUGCGGUCCUCACCAACCCGCAGGGAGAUUAUGACACGAGCACUGGCAAGUUCACCUGCAAAGUCCCCGGCCUCUACUACUUUGUCUACCACGCGUCGCAUACAGCCAACCUGUGCGUGCUGCUGUACCGCGGCAGUGUCAAGGUGGUUACUUUCUGUGGCCACACGUCCCAAGCCAAUCAGGUUAACUCGGGCGGUGUGCUGCUGAGGUUGCAGGUGGGCGAGGAGGUGUGGCUGGGUGUCAAUGACUACAACGACAUGGUGGGCAUCCAGGGCUCCGACAGCGUCUUCUCCGGCUUCCUGCUCUUCCCCGACUAGGGCAGGCAGAUGGGCUCAAGCCAUCCACCUCCCUCAGCUUCCUGCAUGGACCCACCUUACCGGCCAGUCUGCAUCCUUGCCUAGACCAUUCUCUCCGCCGGAUGGACUCCUCCUCCAGGGAGCCCACCCUGGCCCACCCACCCCCAACCCACUCCACCCCACCACAUGGGUUCUCCCCUUCCUCUGAACUUCUUUAGGAGUCACUGCUUGUGUGGUUCCUGUGACACGUAACCAAUACCUUCUGGUACUGCCAUUCUUUUUUUUUUUUUUCAAGUAUUGGAAGGGGUGGGGAGAUAUAUAAAUAAAUCAUGAAAUCAAUACAUA